AUGAUGUGGUGGGCUCUUUGGUGCACCGUGGUGGUGGCUGGUGGUGUUGGAGUAGCAGCAGCGCCCGCAUCCGAUGCUCUAUCGCCCCUUGAUAUGGUUCAAAUGGAUUCUCCCACACCCGACGACGAAAGCCUCGGCUAUGUGUCUCCGAUGGGCGGGCGCUACGGCGCUGCCUCACCCUGGCUGUACCUUCUCGCUGAAGUGCCCCGCGACUCACAGAGUGCAAGCGGGCGGGUGAAGCGACGCAUGCCAUCCCUGUCCAUCGACCUGCCGAUGUCUGUACUCCGCCAGAAGCUCAGCCUCGAGAAGGAGAGGAAGACACAGGCACUCCGCGCUGCAGCCAACAGGAACUUCUUGAACGACAUCGGCAAACGAGGCUUCCAGUGGACUCCGGCGGUGCAACAAGUCAGAUACUUCUAA
Molecule: messenger RNA, 420 nt
Organism: Arctia plantaginis
Lineage: Eukaryota; Metazoa; Arthropoda; Insecta; Lepidoptera; Erebidae
Source: the annotation of a GenBank genome assembly